GGGUAAAAUAUGUCUACGAGCACACUUGAGCCCUUAAAAAUCCGACCAGUGUGGUUCAAAAUCAUAUAUUUCUUGUAUCUACAUUAUGGUACCAUUGUGGGUUUUUAUUACUUGUUUGCAAUAGCCCAGUGGAAAACAAUUUUGUGGACCUACUUGUUGCUACUCUCAGCCACUCAUGGAAUCGCAGUAGGCGCCCAUAGAUUAUGGGCCCAUAGGGCCUUCAAAGCCAAACUACCGUUGAGGGUACUUUUGGCGUUUGAUCAAACCAUGACGUUUCAGAACGAUAUUUAUGACUGGGUGCGUGACCAUAGAAUCCACCAUAAGUACUCUGAUACGGAGUAUGACCCCCAUAAUGCCUCAAGAGGGUUCUUUUACAGCCAUAUUGGAUGGUUGAUGGUCAAAAAAUCGGAUAAAGUUAUUUCAAAAGGGAAAGAAUUGGAUUUGAGCGAUUUGGAACGCGAUCCCGUGGUGUGGUACCAACGGAAGUACUAUUGGUACAUGGCCCCAUUUCUUGCAUUUGUCUUCCCGGCUUUAGUACCAUGGUACUUCUGGUCGGAACCCUUCAAAGUGUCAUGGUACAUUUGCAGUAUUUUUCGGGUGUGUAUAGUCCUUCAUGGUACGUGUCUGGUCAACAGUGCAGCCCAUAUUUGGGGUACCAAACCCUAUGACAAAAACAUUAAACCAGUGGAAACCGGAUGGGUGGCCCAUAUUAGUCAUGGUGAAGGGUUCCAUAAUUACCAUCACACCUUCCCUUGGGACCACAAAGCUGCCGAGUUGGGGUCAUACUACGGGAACUGGAAUACGGCCUUUAUUGAUUUUAUGGCUAAAAUUGGGUGGGCCUAUGACCUUAAAAGUGUCCCCCUGGACAUGGUCAAAAAACGGGGAGAGAGGACGGGAGAUGGUACCAAGGUGUGGGGGUGGGAGGAUAACGAUAUGAAUAAAGAAAAUAUUUGUAUGGCA
Messenger RNA from Tribolium madens (black flour beetle), 960 nucleotides. Its product is annotated as acyl-CoA Delta-9 desaturase-like. Gene Ontology annotation, cellular component: endoplasmic reticulum membrane. The annotation marks the transcript as partial. Lineage: Eukaryota; Metazoa; Arthropoda; Insecta; Coleoptera; Tenebrionidae. The transcript is spliced from 4 exons. Gene Ontology annotation, biological process: unsaturated fatty acid biosynthetic process. Gene Ontology annotation, molecular function: stearoyl-CoA 9-desaturase activity; iron ion binding. The record is from RefSeq and is a predicted model, not a curated record.